GGAGCUCGAGGCUGAGCGCGCUGGGGGGCGGCAAGCGGCGGGCUCCUCAGCGAUGUUUUACUCAGGGCUCCUCACCGAGGGCGGCCGCAAGGACACCGACAUGCGGGAGGCGGCGUCGCUGCGACAGCAGCGCCGAAUGAAGCAGGCUGUGCAGUUCAUCCACAAGGACUCCGCCGACCUGCUGCCCCUGGAUGGCCUCAAGAAGCUGGGCUCUUCCAAGGACACGCAACCUCAUAACAUUCUGCAGAGGCGCCUAAUGGAAACCAACUUGUCUAAGCUCCGAAGCAGUCGUGUCCCUUGGGCCUCCAAGACCAACAAACUCAAUCAGGCUAAGUCUGAGGGGCUAAAGAAGUCUGAAGAUGAUGACAUGAUUUUGGUUUCUUGCCAGUGUGCUGGAAAGGAUGUGAAAGCCUUGGUUGACACAGGCUGUCAAUACAAUCUCAUCUCCUCAACCUGUGUGGACAGAUUGGGACUCAAGGAGCAUGUCAAAUCUCACAAGCAUGAAGGAGAAAAGCUUUCUCUACCCCGGCAUCUCAAAGUAGUGGGCCAGAUUGAGCACCUAGUGAUCACACUGGGCUCCCUCCGCCUGGACUGCUCAGCAGCUGUGGUUGAGGACAAUGAGAAAAACUUGUCCCUUGGUCUCCAGACUCUCCGAUCCAUGAAGUGCGUCAUAAACUUGGAUAAGCACCGGCUGAUCAUGGGGAAGACAGAAAAGGAAGAAAUACCUUUUGUGGAGACAGUUUCUUUGAAUGAAGACAACACUUCAGAAGCAUAACUCUACAGCCUGCAGCAUGUCUGCCUGUGUGAAUACAUACCAGACUGAAAGAUUGAGCAAACUGGGUUUGAACCAAAUGCAGUAGCAACUUGCUGUGGACCAAGUCCUUCCCUCUAAUAGAAGUGCCAGGGGUUCCUUCCCACUCAGACCUCUCUAGACUAUAAUCUGUGCUUAGAGAUCUUGUCUGGUAAAGCCUUUGUUUUUUACUCUUUUGAUCACUUAUAGACCCUUUUUGACACUGCCAGGUCUCACUUGGGGCCUGUUUCUCUGCUUCUUCCAGAAAUUUGCUUUUAUUAGUCAAGUAUAGGGGCCCCAAGGUUCUAUUUCUCCAUAGAUACACUUGCUUCUUUUCCUGUAGCUAAAUGUGUAAUAAACAGGAACCUGACCUUUACUUCCUUUCAGCUGUUUCAAAGAGGUGCAGGAUACCUAUGUCUUGGAAUUAGAAUUUUCAAAUUCAUUUACUGAUUUCUCAAGUAUGAAUUGAUUUGAAAGAACCCGGAGAGAACAUCUAGUCCAACUCUUUCAUUUAAAGGUCAGAGAGGCCAGUGAAUUGUCUGAGCUUAUAUAUUAAAUUGGUGGUAGAAGGGACCUAGAACUCAGGCCUGACUUCCAAGUCAAGGCUCCCAGGCUGCCUCAUUUGUCUUUAGUCCUUAAGGGGAGGAUGAAGAGAUGAGAGUGUGU
Messenger RNA from Galeopterus variegatus (Sunda flying lemur), 1456 nucleotides. RefSeq names its product nuclear receptor interacting protein 3 (gene NRIP3). The coding region runs from base 53 to 775 and encodes 240 amino acids. NCBI's taxonomy places the organism in Eukaryota, Metazoa, Chordata, Mammalia, Dermoptera, Cynocephalidae. Gene Ontology annotation, molecular function: aspartic-type endopeptidase activity. Gene Ontology annotation, biological process: proteolysis. The record is from RefSeq and is a predicted model, not a curated record. The transcript has 7 exons.